GUGUGGGUCAAAAUGGAAGUGAAUCCCCCCAAGCAGGAGCACCUGCUGGCGCUGAAAGUUCGUCAAUAGGUAGAGCAUGUUAUCUUUGAACUCACGUAUGUAGCAAGCCCAGGAUGGCCUAAGACUCAUGACAGUUAUGUCUCAGCCUCCCAAGUGCUGGGAUGACAGGUCCUGUUUCCUCUGAUUUGACAAGACAGACAAUCUUGUAAUAGUAAGUUACAUUCUAGCUCUGAAGACUUUAAGAAGUUUUCUCUUCAUUAAGAGUAACUGGAUUACUGCAGAAUGACUACAGAAGUAAUAUUACAUUAUCGACCAUAUGAGAGUGAUCCCACACAACUACCGAAAAUUGCAGAAAAGGCAAUUCAAGACUUUCCUACUCGUCCACCAUCAAGAUUUAUUCCUUGGUUUCCACAUGAUGGAUCCAAACUUCCAGUUAAACCUAAAAGAUCACCACCUGUAAUUUCUGAAAAGGUAGCCGAAGAUGUAAAACAGCACUUAACUAUUUCAGAACAUAGUAUUAAAUCACAGAGCUAUGAUUCCACAGUAGAUCUCUUGGAGUUUCAACCUCAUUUGGAAAAGCAGCACUUAAUCCAGUCAUACAAACUGAAUGAACUGACAGCCUCCGGAAAUCUGGAUAAAAAAUUAGAAAAAGGAAAACAGCACAGCAGGAGGUCUUGGAGUAUUUCAUUUGUCAGCACUAAUUGUACUGAAAAUAUUUCUCCUUUGCCUAAAAAACUGCAAGAUAUUUUAAAGACACUAAAUUUGCACUCACUUUAUAGAGCACGAUGGAUAAUAGAACACAGUGUAUGUAACAACCAAACUUUGGAAGACAUUUGGGUUCAACUUAAUCACAUUAUCAAGCACAAUGAACUUCCAUCUUGUAACGCUACAAUUCAGAGACAUGUAGGGCAAAUAUGGGUGUUUUGUGAUGUUAUGUACUGUGAAUAUGUGGGAAACAUUCUUAAAAGGAAAUUAGCUCUUACUGGAAAAAUUAAUUUAUUUGUGCGUAAAUAUGGUACUAUUUUUAGUAUGUAAUGAAAUCUGAUUGUCAAAAUUAAUAGAAUAAAAGCUUUGUGAAAUCCA
Molecule: messenger RNA, 1083 nt
Organism: Cavia porcellus (domestic guinea pig)
Lineage: Eukaryota; Metazoa; Chordata; Mammalia; Rodentia; Caviidae
Gene: Shld3
Product: shieldin complex subunit 3
Exons: 3
Coding region: 283-1035 (250 amino acids)
Biological process (GO): negative regulation of double-strand break repair via homologous recombination; positive regulation of double-strand break repair via nonhomologous end joining; positive regulation of isotype switching
Source: RefSeq, a predicted model, not a curated record